Messenger RNA from Trichosporon asahii var. asahii CBS 2479, 4248 nucleotides. RefSeq lists its product as uncharacterized. Gene Ontology annotation, biological process: protein phosphorylation; intra-Golgi vesicle-mediated transport. Bases 1 to 4248 code for a protein of 1415 amino acids. The transcript is spliced from 11 exons. Gene Ontology annotation, molecular function: ATP binding; protein kinase activity. NCBI's taxonomy places the organism in Eukaryota, Fungi, Basidiomycota, Tremellomycetes, Trichosporonales, Trichosporonaceae. The record is from RefSeq and is a predicted model, not a curated record. Gene Ontology annotation, cellular component: COG complex.
AUGUCUGGUAACUCCUUGGAGGAUCGAUUGCGCCCAGCACCCACGCGUCCCCCAUUCUUGUCGUCACAGUCCUCGCCUGCGCUAGACGCGUCGACCGGCUCCAAAGCAUCCGCUUCCACCUUCGGCUCUGUCAAGUCGUCCAUAUCUCGCAAGAAACCGCUUGGUCUCGACAUUUCAAAGUCUAUUCCCAAGCCGACUCGCUCAGCGUCAUCACUGUUUGGCGGUCCUGCCGUUGAGAACAGCGGCGAUAGCAACUGGAUCCCAGAAGCUGACCGGCUUCGUGAUGAGAUCGCCAGACUCCAGCUGAGCUCCAAGUCAAGCUCUUCCUCGUACGCCUCUGGCCCUGAUUCUCCUCCACUGGAAUCACCUGCGCCCCCUUCUUCCGCUGGUGCACCGCCGCCCCGCCCUCCUCGUCGCGUGCACAGUGGACAGACUACACCUACCACCAGCACCAAGCAACCCAUUACGCAGGAUGGAGGCUCCAAGUCGUCUCACAGCUCUCACAGCUCUCAUGCCACAUCGUCGUCUCGCAAGCACUCAAAGACGAACGGCAAGCGCAAAAAGAACGAUGACGACCUGGUGAAAGAUGAGGAUCUCGAGGUCCUCGCCGACCUGGGAGCUGGUAACGGAGGCACGGUUACGAAAGUCUGGAACAAGAAGCGCAAGUGCAUCAUGGCAAAGAAGCUCAUCCUCGUCGAUGCCAAGCCUUCCGUUCGCAAGCAGAUUCUUCGCGAGCUGCAGAUUGUCAGCGAGUGCAAUUCACCUCACAUCGUCGCCUACUAUGGUUGCUUCCCGUCCGAUGUCCACGUCGGCAUCGUCAUGGAGUUCAUGGACCUAGGUUCCCUGGACCACAUCUAUCGCCGAACAGGCGCAAUCCCGAUUGACAUUGUUGGUAAGGUCGCCGAGGCUGUGCUUCGCGGACUAGUCUACCUCUAUGACGUGCACCGCAUCAUUCAUCGCGACAUCAAGCCGUCCAACAUCCUGGCCAAUACCGCCGGUCAAAUCAAGAUUUGUGACUUCGGCGUCGCCGGUGAACUGAUCAAUUCAAUCGCCAACACGUUUGUGGGAACCAGCACGUACAUGAGUCCGGAGCGCAUUCAAGGUGCACCGUACUCGAUCAAGUCGGACGUCUGGUCGUUGGGCAUUUCCCUCGUCGAACUCGCUCAAGGACGGUUCCCCUUCGCCGACCCGCCUGAGUCUGGUGAGGAGUCCGAGGAGGAGUACGACCCGGACCCGACGCUUCCUGUUUCGGCGCAGCGACCAAAUAUCCCCAGCGAGAAGCGCCAUCGCAAGCGGGGAGUUUCGCUCGGCGGUGGCGGCAUGACGAUGUCGAUUCUCGAUCUGCUGCAGCACAUCGUCAACGAGCCCGCUCCCCGUCUCAGCACUGCGAAGAAGACAUUCCCGGCUGCGGCAGAAGACUUCAUCGACGGCUGUCUUGACAAGGACCCGAUGCUGCGUCGAAGUCCGCAGGAGCUUCUGGAAUCCGAGUGGAUCCGCAAGUCGACAGUCACGUCGGACCAGAUGCAGGCUUGGGCGGAGAGCGUUCGGGCGCCUUUCCCUCACACAGGCAUCGGACGCAUCUCAGAGUAUGCCUUGCCCCUGUCACUGGCCUUGCUCGACCUGCAACGGACUGUCCUCCCCGCUGCUUCUCCAUGGCAAUCGCAACUAUCUCCGUUCCUCUCGGACCGCUUCGACGUGCACGACUAUGCAAACGCGGUGAUCCAGGGCCGGGCGUACCGACCUGACGACACCGAGGCGUCGGCCACGAAGACGGAGAAGGGCGACCUUGGAGUUGAGGUUGCGAGGUUAAACUAUGCGAUUGACGAUGUCACGCGGCAACUGAGGCAAGAGGUGAGUGCUUCUUGGACGGGGUACCCCUUCCCUGCAACACUCUUCGGAGGGCAGACACAGACUUGCGCCUGUGUAGCUAGGCGAGGCUCGCCAAAGCUGACAUCAGAUCACGACAUCCUGGCGCCGAUCAAGUCUUCCCUCACAUCGCUGUCUGGAAGCAUCGACCGAUUGCACAGCAAGAUCCACGUUCCGCACGAGCAACUCGCGCUGUUAGUGCGCCGGUUGAGUCUUCUCGCGACGGCGAGCGACCUGACGCGACGAGCGUCUCGUUUCGUCCUCCUUGCGCGCCGCCUCGAGGCGCAGAUGGAGGCCGUGCGCGCGGCGCCGAAAGAUGCUCAGGGAGAAGGCGAGAAGGAACGUGAGCUCGCCAAGGCUGCGCUGAGCGUGGCAGAGCUGGACGCUCUCCUGGCACCCGGAGCGACAGAGAACGAGGGCGAAAAUGGAGACGGCGGCGAGGACGGGGAAGAGGGCAGCAGUGGGCCGAUCCCGCUGCAAACGUUGGACUUUGUGCAAGCCUACGCCCCGCUGGUCGACAAGGCACGCGAUGCAAUCAUCACGGAGAUGGAGGCCAUGGUCGUCUCGGGUCUCGGCAGCCUGAACCAGCCCCUGCUCAGCUCGAGUCUGCAGACGGCGCACAAUCUCGGCCUCCUCCCCGAGCUCGUGAGCAACCUCGUUGCGGACCUGAACGAUGCGGUCGGACAGCGCGUGCGCCGGGCCUUUGACUCGGCCGCGAUCGGCCGCGAAGUGUCAGGCAAGGAAGGCGGCGGUAUCCGGUUCACGACGAAACGGGCACAGACUGAGCCGAGCUCUGGCGCCGCAGCGCAGUGGCAGGCCGUGCUCUGGACCCGCCUCGAGAAGGUCAUGGACGACGUUGCCAACUGCUGCAUCAAGGUGAGCUUUUGCUGUGCUGAUGAGCUGACAAAACAGGUGUACACGCUCGAAAAGGUGCUGAAGGUGAAGCGGGACAAUGUGACGCAGCGCAGUUUCCUCGACGAAGUGCUCAUGCGGCUUGACGAGACGCCGAGCUUCACCUUCUGGACGACGCUGGCUCGCGCCUUCGAGAAGCAAGCCAAAGACGCGCAGAAGGCGAACGGAUGGCUUCUGCAAGCCCUCAGCAGCGGGUACCCGCGCUUGCUGCGCUUGUUCCACGGCUUCUUCGCGCAGAUCGCAGUGGCGACCGACACGGCGUACACGCAGGAUUCACAGUCGCCGAGCGCGGUGCUCGUGCUCCGCUCCGUGUCUGCGUUUGAGGCGGCGUACCUCUCCCGCAGCAGCGGAAGGAUGGAUGACGCGGUCAAGAGCGCCAUGGCGCAGUACAGCUCUGCCCGUCAGACCGCACCUGGGGCUGCGGAGGGCGUUGCCGUCGCGCGUGCUGUUGCGAACGAGCUCGACGCGGCGCGGUUCGACCCGUUGCUCGUCCGCACUGUUGCCGGCAAUGCGGCCAAGGUGCUUGCCUCGCUGCGAAGCAAGGUCGACGCAAACGUUGUGCGCGACUUCACCGCAACGUCGCUCAUCGGCCCGACCGCGACGCCGGCGCAGAUCAUCAAUGCCUCCUUUGCCUCGUGCAUGUACCACUGUGCGCUGCAGCUGUCCAAGCUCUCCAUCUCGUCGACGGUCGACGCCCUCCUUGCGCCGGCUGUGUCAUCGCUCGAAGCCUCCUGGCGGAGGAUCACCGACGCCCUCGACGCCGCGAUCCGGAAAGAGUUCGCCUCAAUCCUGGGCCGCAUGCACCGUAUCGACUGGAGCAAGUCGCUCGACCCGGCCCAGUCCAUGCAGGGCUCAGCCUACAUGACCGACCUGGUCACGAAGCUCAGCUUCCUUAGGGGGGAGUUGCUGGGCCGUUUGGCUCUGGGCUCGGAGCUGCGCUCCUGGGUCCUGCGGCUAGCGCAGACCCUCUCGGCGCAGUUCCUCUCGCACGCCUCUCUCCUGAAAGCGAGCGAGAGCGGCAAGCUGAGGUUGACGAGCAACAUGACCGAGCUCGAGAUGGCGCUGCAAAACUUUGUCAACGUCGGCCGUAUCCCGGGGCAGCGCGCGAGCGCCAGCACGCGCCUCGAAGCGAUCGGGGACGAGUACGCCGCCCUCCGCGCCUUCCGGCAGCUUCUAUUUGCGGAUCUCGCGGGACUCAAGGACGAGCAUUUGACGCAUCCCCUGCCGGUGGAUACGCUGUGUCACUGCAUCCUCGCGCGCAGCGAGCCCCCUCUCACCCUCAGCCUGCCCCACCAAGUACACGGGUGGAGCGAGGGCGAGUAUGUCCUCUGGCUGUCGCGGCAUGGCGACGCGGAGAAGCGCGAGCUUAUCCGCAAGGCCGUCCAGGGGCAGAGCGACGGGAGCGAGCCGGCGGCAAGGAUGGUGCUCGACGUGCUGAAGCGGGCAGAGGACGAGCACGAGGACGACUGA